GGAAAGGGGCUGGAAUGAGACUGUCAUAGGCCAGCCUUAUGGGCAGUGCAGCAAAAAUGUGACUUCAUUCGGGUAGUGGUCACAGACCUCAGAACAUUGAUCCACGUUGAGCCUGCAACCAUGUCUGUGCUGAAGAGGUCAGUGUUCGUGGGGUUGGUGCUGUUUGCUCUCAUUCCUCUGAAUGAUGCCGCCUGCUCAAUGACGAUGCUGAAAAGAGGUGCGACUCAUUGUCAGGACAUCAUGGAUAAGACCUGGCACCCUGUGGGAUCCUCCUGGACCAACGGCAAAUGUGUUCAGUGUACCUGCAGUGCUUCUGCAAUGAGCUGCUGUGAUGGAUUGCCGUCAUCUGUGCAUUUUACUGAAGAUUGCAUUGUGGAGUACAAUUAUGAGACAUGCACAUAUAAAGUGUUUAAAAGGAACGACAGGAAUAGUCCAUGCUCUCACGGCGCCGUCGGAAAGUGAUAAAAAAAAAAAAACAGAAAAUGAAGGCGGAUUUCAGUGAUUCUGAAUUGAUUUGAAGUGGCUUGUCAGUGGAGAUAAUGAAUCUAACCAGCACUCAGAGCUGCAGCACACAGCAGUGGUGAAGUGCACAGUGAUUUACAUUCAAAAGCAGAAGUGUUUUAGUCCUGCUGCAAAAUAUAACUAUAACCAUUAAUGGUAGACUGAAGAUGCACAUGUAAAGUACAGUCUAAUAAAAGUCCAACUUAAUCCCAACUUUCAGUUAGGAGUUUAAAAUGCUGUACAUCUAUACUGGCUUACAGAUAAUGUUUCAUAAACGCUUGCAAAUGUAUGGCACAUUAAAGCAAGAAUGCUUUUCUGUUUGGAUAGUAAGUAAAAUGGCUAUAUUUGUGUUGUA
Molecule: messenger RNA, 856 nt
Organism: Colossoma macropomum (tambaqui)
Lineage: Eukaryota; Metazoa; Chordata; Actinopteri; Characiformes; Serrasalmidae
Product: beta-microseminoprotein-like
Exons: 4
Coding region: 121-462 (113 amino acids)
Source: RefSeq, a predicted model, not a curated record